Messenger RNA from Cyprinodon variegatus (sheepshead minnow), 1420 nucleotides. Its product is annotated as transcriptional enhancer factor TEF-5-like. Gene Ontology annotation, biological process: hippo signaling; regulation of transcription by RNA polymerase II; embryonic organ development. The record is from RefSeq and is a predicted model, not a curated record. The coding region runs from base 432 to 1382 and encodes 316 amino acids. The transcript is spliced from 13 exons. Lineage: Eukaryota; Metazoa; Chordata; Actinopteri; Cyprinodontiformes; Cyprinodontidae. Gene Ontology annotation, molecular function: RNA polymerase II cis-regulatory region sequence-specific DNA binding; DNA-binding transcription factor activity, RNA polymerase II-specific. Gene Ontology annotation, cellular component: transcription regulator complex.
CUUCGUUUUCCAGUGUAGUGCGUUGAUUUCAUACCAAAGUCAUACUUAACAUUCCACUUAUACUGUCAAACCUCUGACAAAUAUUACGGAAAACAACAAGGCGCCAAAUUAUAACAAAGUUACUAAAAAGCGCAAGUGGCUUCACUGGGAAGAAUAGGGAGAGUGCGUAAUAAAAAAAAAAAAGUUCCAAGCUGAAUCCAACACUUCCAGACGCGAGGAUUUCAGCAGUUAUUCCAAGGAGAGGCAGACACCAUUUGGAGGAAUAACUUGGGACUGGUUUGGACCUCUGCAUCCAAAAGAUUUCCCUGCUGAUCCUUUGAUCUUGGGGCUCAGGGUCGGGCCCAGGGGGAGCCGCCACCAUUGCGUCCAACGAGUGGAGUGCGAACGGUAGCCCAGAAGAUGGGCUGGACGGGGAAAAUGAGGACAAAACCAUGGAUGGAGACGCAGAGGGCGUUUGGAGCCCAGAUAUCGAGCAGAGUUUUCAGGAGGCCCUUGCAAUCUACCCUCCCUGUGGCAGAAGGAAAAUUAUCCUGUCAGAUGAGGGGAAAAUGUAUGGUCGCAAUGAGUUGAUAGCAAGGUACAUCAAGCUGAGGACAGGCAAAACCCGCACAAGAAAGCAGGUGUCUAGUCACAUACAGGUGUUAGCACGGAAGAAAGUUCGUGAAUACCAGGCGGGUAUAAAGGUUUCUAGCCACUUGCAGGUUCUCGCCCGGAGAAAAUCUCGCGAGAUCCAGUCAAAGCUAAAGGCGAUGAAUUUGGAUCAAGCUUCCAAAGACAAAGCCCUUCAGAACAUGGCUGCCCUGUCAUCUGCACAGAUUGUUUCACCAAGUAUGAUAAAGAAUCACCUUCCUCCUCUGUCUCCUGCCCCAUACCAACCACCUCGAUUCUGGACAGCUCAAAUCCCAGUACAGCCAGGACCAUCUCAGGAGAUGAUUCUAGAUGUCAACCCGGGAAGGACUCCUGGGCCCAUCUGCACCAGCCAUGUCAUUAAACCUUUUGUACAGCCCCCAUACUCAACCCUACCAGGACCUGUACAACAGCCCAUACCAUCCUAUGAGCCCUUGGCGCCCCCUCCUGCACCAUCAGCGACUGCAGUUCCAGUGUGGCAAGAUCGGACAAUCGCUUCAUCUAAACUGCGAAUGCUGGAGUACUCAGCCUUCAUGGAGGUGCCGAGAGACAUGGACAACUACAGCAAGCACCUGUUCGUCCACAUUGGACAGACAAAUCCCUCCUACAGUGACCCACUGCUUGAGGCUGUGGAAAUCCGACAGAUCUACGACAAGUUCCCCGAAAAAAAAGGCGGACUCAAAGAACUUUACGAGAAAGGACCUCAGAAUGCUUUCUUCCUCGUCAAGUUCUGGGUGGGUUUCUAUGUUUCUUAGUCUACUGCUUAAAACACUCCCUUUCAAAGUAAUAGGCA